UGAGGAACCACUGAGAGAACAGUGGAACAGACCGUACCUGGUGCUGCUAACUACCUUUACCGCGGUUAAAGUGAAGGGAAUUGAUUCCUGGAUUCACUACACACGGGUAAAGAAGGUUCCCGGAGAGUGGCAAGCAGAAGUAACUGGACCUACAAAGCUGAAACUUACAUACCAGAAGGAUGUCUAAUUACGUCUAUGGGACAAUCAUAAUAAUAUGGUUUCUGAUGAAUAUGACUUUUUCCACAGGCACCCACCGGAAGAAUAGAAAUGUGAGAUAUCAUCCAGAACAAAAUGCCAUUCUGUCUUGCACGGUUCGAAAUCAGAAAGUGGAAGUAACAUCGGGAAAAGGAAUCCAAUUCGACAUUAACAAAGGAUUGGAAAAGAUAAUAGUAUCCCAUAGAAAAAGGCGAGAUAUAGAGCCCACUCCAACACCACAGGAACAUGGCGUUUGCGGAUAUUUAAAGGAUCGAGUUGAUCACUGCUGUGUGCAUAUACCGAAUGUAACCAUGGAUAGAGAAUAUGACAUAUCUCAACUCAAGAGAAUUGAACAAGAAGCUGAAGAAGAAAGAAAAGAGAUCGGCCAUAAUUGGAUAGGAGAAUUAUUUAAUGGAUUGGGGAUUCAUUUAGGCGGGUGGCUACAAUCGCUUUUAGAAACUAUUUGCACACUCUUGUUAGUAUUCCUGGUCAUCUACCUAGUAUACUUGUGUAUCCGUCAAGAAAUCACCCGUAACACUAGCUGGACGCAUAAGAUUAUAGGAGCAGUAACCCGGGAAUACCCACGACGCCUGACCCCGCCACCGAAGUACUACGAGACUACGAGAAUGGAGAACUAAGGUGAAAAACUGAAAAAUGGAAAUACCUUCUUAAUGAAAGAAAGUAUUUCCAAAGGGGGGAAAUGUUGGAAAACUCUAGUUUGUCUUACAAAAAUGUAGUCGAAUAACUAAUAGUUCUAACAAUUCUAUUAAAUAUAGUUAAAAACUAACUACUCUGUUGAAAUUUCGCUUGCUCCAGGGUAUAGUCUCGAGGUAUCCUCAUUUGGGAAGGAAUGCUGAAAACUCUUACUGAGCCAGAAGAAAUCUUAUCUAUGUUAACAGAACAUAGAGUUGGUAUCUAUAUCUAAUGCAAGCAGUAAACUUGCAAAGAGAUAACAGUUUGCAUAAAAAUGUAAAGAAUGCUGAAAAUGUUGCAAGACCUGAUGUGGCAAUCACCGAAAUGAAUAUGUAUUAGAGUAGGUUGCAUCCCUUUUGAAUAUGUAACAGAUUGAGCAACACUUUAAGGAUAAAUGGCGAACGCGAUGUGACGGUCUUUGGAACCAGAUUUGGGUGUGCAUACCCCUGGUUCCCGGGGCCUCGAAAUAA
This is a messenger RNA of Cuculus canorus (common cuckoo), 1358 nucleotides long. RefSeq lists its product as uncharacterized. The coding region runs from base 180 to 833 and encodes 217 amino acids. The transcript has 2 exons. NCBI's taxonomy places the organism in Eukaryota, Metazoa, Chordata, Aves, Cuculiformes, Cuculidae. The record is from RefSeq and is a predicted model, not a curated record.